This is a messenger RNA of Papaver somniferum (opium poppy), 3106 nucleotides long. RefSeq names its product F-box only protein 13-like. Bases 1578 to 2924 code for a protein of 448 amino acids. Gene Ontology annotation, molecular function: protein binding. The record is from RefSeq and is a predicted model, not a curated record. Lineage: Eukaryota; Viridiplantae; Streptophyta; Magnoliopsida; Ranunculales; Papaveraceae. The transcript has 2 exons.
GCAAAACGCAGUGUGUUGAAAAAAAAAAGAGAGAAACAGAUUCCUCCAACGAGGUUAAGAAGAACAUCUCAGAGAGAGCCAUGGAGAUUACAAAGACUGAGGGGUUUUCUUUUUUUGGAUGUUUGCUUUUGCUUUUUAUUAUCUGCUGGUGUUGUUGCUUUACAAAGGUCAGCUUAGCUUUGCCAUUGCCAACCACACACACACACACGCCCCUUUGACAUUUCUCACUACAACACUGUUAUCUUUAAUUUGAUUCUUCCCUAUCUAUCUCUUCUACAAAUCCCCUUUUCUAUUUGCUGCUUUUUCAUGUCAUGUAUGUAUCAAUGUCAGUCUUUAUGUGUAUGUAUGUAUGUAUGGUACACUAGAGGGAGGAGAUCAAAUGACAUUGUGUGCUGUAGUCCCUAAAAAUAAAAUAAAAUGAAAUGCUCGGAUUUAUCAUGGAUGAAGAGAAACAAGAAAAAAAAGAUAAACAGUCAAAGAAAACAGGAGCACGCCUAAAGUUAGAAACUUGUACUACUUGUUGGAAAUUAUUACUCAUCAAAGUAAAAGAAGCAUGGGGAAGGAGAGAUUAGAUAGAUUGGGUAGAAGAGAUUAGAUAGAUUGGGUAGAGCCUAGAGAUAUAGCUAGCUAGAGAGAUAGAUAGUGUCACCAUGCCAACAGUGAUGGUACAAAAUUCUACACAGUGUGGAUGAUGAUGAUGGAUGGGCUGCAACUAAUUCUUCUUCUAGUGUAAAAUGGAACAACAACACAAACCAUCCUUUUUCUUCCUUCUUCUUUGGUUGCUUUUCUGGAGAAGGAACCCUGAAUUUCUGAUUCCUUCCCCACUUACUCUCCACUUUAACUUUAGCUUUUGUUUGUCUGUCAACGCAAAACAAAAAGAAGAAGUUUCCCCUCUUCAUCUUCUUCUUUUUCUCUUCUCUUCAAUUCAACUUUACUCUCACAACCCACACGCACAUACACACACACUCUCUAAAAAGAAAUCAAAAGAGAGAGUUGAAAAAAUCACAAACAGUAGUAUAAAAAUCAAAGAUGUGGUUCUCAUUCUUUCUCAAGCAGGAAAAGAGAACCAGUCAAUUAAUACUACUAGUGGUGAGUGAAUUUAGUGAGUAGAGAAGAGAAGAGAAGAAGAAGACUAGUGCAAAUCAAUCUCAUCACCAUCAUCAUCAUCAAACAGCAGCAGCAGCAGCACACUUCUCUGUCUCUCCAUUCGUCAAAUUAACAGAACCUCCUUUCUGGAUCCCACUCACUCAAUUCACUCAUUUCAUUAAUUUGAAAACAGACAAGAAGAAACAAACACCUGCAGGGUUUUAUCAGUUUCAUCGAUUACUUCUUCUUUUUUUUUUCUUCCUCUCUUGUUUUUCACGUCCCAGACUAGUACUAAUACUACUACUUCAUCAUCAACACCAGCAGCUAAUUAGAGAUCACUUUAUUGUUUCAUCUUCUCAUUCAAUUUUACUUUCCGGGUUCCAAGAUUCUUCUCCAAAGAUUUCAUUUUUUCACUCCAUACAGAUUUCUAUCCUAUUCUCUUCAAUACAUAAUCCAGAAGGACAGAAUCAGAAUUCAGAAAGAAGAGAAAUAUGGAAGAGAUGAAGAUUGAGCAAACCCAGAGCAAGAAGAGGAAGUACAAUCAUGAAGAAGAUGAUGAUAUGAUGAUGGGUUUUUCAAUGGAAGAUCAAUUGAAUCAAGAUUUGUUAGAAAAAGUACUUUCAUGGCUACCAACAUCAAGUUUCUACCGUUCACGUUCAGUGUGCAAGAGAUGGAAUUCAGUUGCAGAGUCUGCAUCUUUCAGGCUUGCUUGUCAACAAGUCCCCACCAGGGAUCCUUGGUUUUUCAUGGUUCAUAAUUCUCACCUUGAUCAAUCAAUUGUCUUCGAUACUUCACAAUCUAAUUGGAAACAUCUUAACAACAAGCGGCCGAGGCGUAAUCCAGAAAUCGAACAACAAUCAGAACUUACUACUGAUAGCAGCAGCAGCAGCAGAAAAAAUGAUUUGAUACCUGUUGCAGCUUCAGGUGGAUUGGUCUGUUUCCGGUCAACAGGUUCCGGUGUGUUUUUGGUAUCCAACCCAGUCACCGGUGCUUCUCGAGAGCUUCCUGUGUUGCCUGCAACGGCUCAGAAGCAAAAUAUUCAUGCAAUUGCUAUGAAUUCAUCUUCCAAGCAAUCUUACAGACUAGUACUAGUCUCAGGCGAGCUACCGAAUCUCGCGGUCAGCGUUUAUGAAUCAGGGAAAGAUUGCUGGGAAGAAGAGAUUAAGCUAAAGAGUCAGAAGGCAGAGGGGAAGGCUGCAGAAGGAGGAGAUGAGGAUGAUUCGUCAGAGGCUGCGGGUGGUGGUGGUGGAGAUGAAGUGCUUUAUUUCCUUAGCAAGACUGGAGAUGUGGUGGCAACUAAUAUGCAGAGAAGUCCUUCGAAGCAGUACUCGUCGGUCAUAGCCGUUAAGAAUGGCGAAGAGAUUAUUUACUUUCUCAGCUCAUCUGGAACCGUCGUGGCGUGCAAUCUCGCUAAGGAGACGUUCUUCGAGUACCCAAGGAUGUUGCCAGUUUGUUACGAGUACUCUAUCGAUGUGGUCGAGUGCAGAGGCGAAAUGCUGGUUGUUGUCUUAUCUGAAUUCCUCGAAACUGCAAGCCUCAGAGUGUGGAGAUUCUCCGAAGAAGACAAGGAAGAGAAGGAUCGAACCUGGCGUCAGAUUGCAGUAAUGCCUCCGUAUAUGUCACACGAAUUGUAUGGCAAGAAGGCUGAUAUCAACUGUGUGGGUUCAGGAAAUGAGGAACUGAUGAUAUGCGUGAAUUCGAGCAAGGUUAGCAGGUACCUGAUGUGUGAUCUGGAGACGAAUGGCUGGACUGAAUUGCCGAAGUGUGUCGUGGAUGGAAAGCCGAAGGAGUUCAUGUCUGCAUUCUCGUUCGAGCCUCGAAUUGAAGCUCGUGUAUAAGAAGAGAUUGACUCUGACUCCGAUGAUUUUAAAGAUUGUGUGGAUUGAUCUGUGUUUGUAGGUUUCAAUAACGAUUUAUUAGUUCAGGACUAGUGUGCCGCGGCUAUUCUUAAUUUUUAUUGUUCAUCAUUGUUGCAGAUUGAUUUAUCUGAUUCAUCUACUGGUAAAGCACAAUUUCUUCA